GUCCGGUCAAUCAGCCUCCAACGCGGCAACCCUUUGCAGCCGAAACUUGGUUGCAACUGGAAUAUCAGUUUUGCAUUGACGUGUGUGUUUCGUCCUUUCUGUGAAUCGCAGCGCUACGCAUGCGGCCGCAGCCCAGAGCCAGAUAUGGUGCCUCCUGACCAAGGCGCUUUCCUUGUCGAAGAAUCUGCAGUUCAACUCUUGAUUGACAUCGUUGUUGACCGCGAAAAGGUGACCAAUGGGGCGAGCGACAUCGGCUGGGUGGACGCGGCCAAGAUGGGCCUGUGCCCAGAGCUGGAGCCGGGGGAGGUGAAGAUGUAUGCCGCCAGGCAGUUCAGGGGCAUCAUCCCCUUGGAUGAUGGCCGCUGCACUUUGGCAAAGGGCAUGCUCUUCAUCGACCCCAUGCGAGAAAGGGGGCUCCGCUUGCGAGAAAGCUGCUGCAAAGUCUUCUGGGCACAGGACCCCAACAGCCAACUCGCUUACGCCUUCGACUUCACGCAGGACACGGCGGAACCCUUUGGCAACGCCUCUGUAAACUGCCAGCUGGCUGCUGCAUUGCACAUGCGCGCCCUGGCAAGUGAAGACCCUGCAACCGUGCAACGCCUGCUGUGCGCAGAUGAGUUUGGACCCACACGCAAAGGUAUCUUCGAUGUCCUGACGUGGUCUCACUUGGUCACCGUGAGGUUUCUGAACGCCCGGUGCAUUGGUGCCAUGCUGGAUGAG
Molecule: messenger RNA, 720 nt
Organism: Cladocopium goreaui
Lineage: Eukaryota; Dinophyceae; Suessiales; Symbiodiniaceae
Source: the annotation of a GenBank genome assembly